CAGACCCCGUGACGUAUGCGGUCACCAUUCUACUGUGCGGACAAUCAAUAAACAUCUUCUGCAAAGUGACAACAAACCUCCAUACCGAGCAUAUUUGAGGAUAAUAAACACAACUAUGGACCCCUCAGCGACCAUAGGUGGCUUCAUCAGCACUCUGACGGAGAUGGGCUUCAGUCACGAUCAGAUACAGGCAGCGAUGCAGGCAGGAUUUUUUUCUGUGACAGAAGCGGCUGAAUGGCUUCUCCAGGGUGGCAGUCCACGACACAAACUGGUCAAGCAGCCAUCAGGUCCGCUAGAUACGCCGUUUUCUGCAUUUAACCCUCCAAAAGAUGCUCUGAGCUCCAAUAACAACUCGCAGUCUGAAGCAACAGGUCCUUCUUUGGUUUUGGCACCUCCAUCUGUGAAUGCUCAGACAACAAAAGAGCAGCUGCCUCUGGAAACCAGGAUCAAGCAGGAUAAGAGUAAUUUUCAUGAGCAACAGAGGCAGAAAGUGGCCCAAGAGGCUCGAGCAGAAAGAAGACAGAAGAAGCAGGAGCGUGAGUUGGUAUUAAAGAGGAUAGCAGAGGACCGGCGCAGUCAGCAGGAGAAGGCCCAAACUGAUGCCACAGCUGACACAUCUCCCUCCAGUGCACAAGGGCAGAGACUGGGUGGACGUGUGGAGACAAGCGUGGACAACCACUGCAUCCUCAUGAUCCGUCUACCUUCUGGAGAAUCUAUGCGUGAACGUUUCCCUGCUGAAACUCCUUUAAGUCAGGUUGUUGAAUACAUUGCCAGUCGCCACCCGUCGCUCCCUGCCUUCUCACUCCUGCAAGGUUUUCCUCGAAAGCGUUUUGGAGAAACUGAGCUGACCUGCUCGCUUCGCUCUCUCGGACUGACCCCCAACGCUGCACUUUGCAUACAGACCACGCCUCCCGAGACGCCUCAGGACCCGCCCAGUCCAGCGCCACGAUUGGCUGCUGUAGAGCAGCCAGAGGUGGAGCCACAAGAAGAGCCAGUAGCUCUGCCCCAGGUGGAGGCUGGAGCUUUAGAGGAACAGGAAGUGCCUCCACCUCUCCCUCAUCAGCUGUGGGAGGAAGCAGUGGGGUACGCCGGGAUUCCUGGUGUCGGUCCACCACUAUCAGGACCCUCUCACUAUUGGGGACGAGGCCAGAAACUGGUGCAAGGUGAUGCAGAAGAUGAAGAGCAUUUGGAAAACGAGGAGCAACAAGAGGAAGAAGUUGUACCUCCAUUUAAUUUCGAAGGGCUGCCACGGUUGCCCUUCUUCAUGGAGAACAGGGCAAGAGGAGGACUGGAGCUGAGACAUCACUGGCCAGAGCAGGGCAACAGACUCAGGGAGGCUGAGCCUGAUGACCCAGCAGACCCUGAUGAAGGUCGUGCGUUACGAGGAGCUGCAGGUCAGGCCGCAGUGGAGCGUUUACAGCGAGGAGCCCAUCAUGACGAUCAGCAUUCAACACACGGGCAGCCCUCGCCACCCAAAAAACCCUUCAAGACCCCCCGUGUGCCUUCUCUCUGCUCCAUGGCCACCAGGGCCACCGUUUCCCUCAUGACAGCUCCCAGCAUGCAGUACAGCAGCAGUCUGGCAUGUUUGACUCCAGAGCUGGCCGAACUCUUGUUGUCUCACAUGGCACGCGAGCGUCUCCUUCGGCCGCGGACACUGGAGCUGUUUUUUGGCUGCCCGCUACAGAAGUUUGUCCUCAACUGCUACCCAUACACUACCAAUGAGCUCCUGCGGCAGCUGAGGGCCUUCACCUGUCUCAAACACCUCAGCUUCCUCAACUCUCCACUUAUUACAGACGCCGGUCUUUCGGUUUUGUCCAACCUCUCCAAACUGCAGCAUCUCAACCUGUCGUCUUGUAGCAAACUGACAGACAGCUGUUUGCAGCACAUCACAGGACUGCGCAGUCUGACGUUUCUGUCUCUGGAUCAGACUAAAGUGAGCGAUGCGGGUCUGCUGCUGUACCUGCAGUCUGGAUCUUCAGCGCUGUGUCAACUGAGCCUCAAUCAGACGGCCAUCACUGAGAGCACACUGAGAGUGCUGCCCACGUCUGUGCCACAGCUGCGGAUGCUCAGUAUCAAACACACUAAGGUGAGUGAUGUGUCUGCAUUGGCGGAGCUGAAGAACCUGCAAACUCUUCAUCUGGAUGGGACAGGUGUGCAAGAAAACUCUCUCCAGUGUCUAGCAUCUCAUCCCAGCCUAUCAGCUCUCAGCCUGGCCGGCAUACCAGUGGCUGAUGGAAACCACACUCUGGAGAUCAUCGCAGGACUAAGGCUUACACAGCUCACGCUGCCUGGCAGACACUCUGUGACGGACAGCGGACUUUCAUUUCUUUCCAGACAGACUUUGCUUUUAGAGCUGGACCUGACCGACUACACUCAGCUCACUGACCACGGCAUCACACAGCUCUCCAGCAUGACCAGGUUAAAGAAGCUGUCUCUUAGCAACACUCAGGUGAGUGACAGUGGUCUGCAGGGUCUUGUCUGUCUGAAGGAGCUCCAGGAGCUGUGUCUGGACCGCACAGCCGUCACCAGUAGAGGAGUUGCAGCUCUGAUCACACACCUUCCACACCUGCAGGUGAUGGGUUUGGCCAGCACACAGGUGGGCGAUACGGUGAUCAGACGAGGUUUAGUUCACUGUCCUCAGUUGCUGAAACUCAACCUCAGCAGAACCAGAAUUACAGAUCACGGUCUGAAGUUCCUGUGUCGUAUGCAGUUGAGUCAGGUGAAUCUGGAUGGCACAGGCGUGACUCUCGUUGGCAUCGCUAACCUGAUCUCCGCAUGUCCUCAUCUGAGCAGUGUACGAGCCAGUCAUACCCGCGCCAUCCCUCCAGAUCAGCAGUCGGAUGAUGAUGACGACCAUAAUAAUGGCACACGAUCAUAGUGGGUUUUGUUUGUUUGUUUAUAUAAAUGCUCCAUCCACCAUUUGCUUCUCAGCGCUUCCUUUUACCGGUAAAGUAGCACUAUAAUCACACUUGGGUUGACAAUCAAGCUGAAAUACUCUUUUUGUUUUUUCUGAAUGUGGUUCUACAACACUUAUAAACGAAAGCAAAUGUGCCAUGUAUAUGCACACUUCAGAUUUCAGUUGUUCAGUUUGCGUUUUUUGCAGUUUCAGUUUCAGUUUUUGUAAAUUUUGCAAUAUUGUCUGCUUAUAACACAGUAAUAAUCCUCAAAUAUUAUAUAUUUUAUAUAUUAUAUUUGCAUGACGGAUGACGUAGAAGCAUCUGAACGAUGUGCACCGAGGAUUCACGCAUGAUUUUUAAAAAUUUUCAUUUGAUAAAUUAAUUGAAUUGACGUGAUUAAGGAAUGAUGCUUAAGAAUUGAUGCAAAUAUAUUUUGGAUAAACUAAUACUGAUGAAUGAUUUGAGGUAGAAAGCUACUUUGGAUUUAGUUGCUGUGUUUUUUUUGUUGUUAUUGUUGUUUUAAGUUUAGAAAUAUCCGUACAAGCCAAAGUGUGUCGUUUUUAACUCCACGUUCAACAUGUAACUCAUGUAACAAGUAUAUAUAUAUAUGCUGGACCAUUAUAUUAAACUAGCGCUGGGCAAAGAUUAAUAGCAUCCAUAAAAAAAAUAAUAGUUUGUUUUUCGA
Danio aesculapii is the source of this 3582-nucleotide messenger RNA. RefSeq lists its product as uncharacterized. NCBI's taxonomy places the organism in Eukaryota, Metazoa, Chordata, Actinopteri, Cypriniformes, Danionidae. Gene Ontology annotation, molecular function: protein binding. The coding region runs from base 116 to 2878 and encodes 920 amino acids. The transcript is spliced from 17 exons. The record is from RefSeq and is a predicted model, not a curated record.